Sabethes cyaneus is the source of this 2685-nucleotide messenger RNA. Its product is annotated as serine/threonine-protein kinase 40-like. Lineage: Eukaryota; Metazoa; Arthropoda; Insecta; Diptera; Culicidae. The record is from RefSeq and is a predicted model, not a curated record. The transcript has 4 exons. Gene Ontology annotation, biological process: protein phosphorylation. Gene Ontology annotation, molecular function: protein kinase activity; ATP binding. Bases 264 to 2510 code for a protein of 748 amino acids.
CUACGAGUCUAGUAAUUACGCUACAUUUUUUCCCAUAAUCGCGUAAUCAGUGGGGUGAAGUAUAGUGCUCGCAUCGACACUCUCUCUUCCUUGUCGAAAGUUCGUACGUGGUGUUAGCGCUGUAGGCCCGGGUAGUAAGAAGCUCUAGUGCUACGAUUACGAUCUAACUUCGGAUUGGUUGCUGAAUAAACAGUGUCGUUUUAUAGUGCAAAAGUUCACUUGAUUCGAUCGUAAUUGAGCUACCUGCCAGCCACAGAAGAACAAUGCAGCGUAGAAGAGUUCUGGGAAAGCGACUCUAUGGUGAAUUUACUGCCAAUGGAUUCAGUGCCAAGCGGAAUCGUUCCGAUCAGGAAGUGCCGACGAUGGAGGAUGCUGCUGCUUCUUCGUCGUCCCCGGUGGUGCCGAUCCCGGGCAGCGGAAUUCGACGACCCAGCAAGGAGAUUCUGGCGAAAGUUCCUCGCUACGGUACCCCGGUCGAGCGAAAAAAUCGAGUCCGUAUGGCCGGACCGUACGUGAUCGGUCACGAGCUGGGUACCAGUCCGGGCGUUCCGCAGACCCAGUACCUGGCCAGAAUGGAAAACACCAACGAGUUUUACUUGCUUAAGAUCCUUAGUUACGACUUCGAAACCGAACUGACCAGCAAAGAAACGCAGCAGGGGAAAACGCUGCUGCAUACCGAGUAUACGCUGCUUUCGCUGCUGGCCGAUCUCGACGGGGUCAUUCACCAUCACGGAUUAUUUUGUGAUUACGCUCUAGAGGAAAAGCAACUCGAGACGGCAGAUCGCACCGCCCAAUGGAUCUACACCGGAAAGGUGAAGCGUCGAUUGAUUCUGGUGCUGGACUGCGUGCAUGCGCACGAGUUCUGUGAGCGUUCGGCCGCGUACGUGAAUCUCCAGAAGUACGUCCAGACGCACAAGUUCUCCGAACUGGAAGCAUUGAUGGUGUUCUACGAAAUCGUCAAGGUCGUCGAGCAACUGCAUGAGCGCAACGUCAUCCAUCGGGAUCUGAAGCUGAAUAACAUCGUGCUGAACAGACGCACCAAUAAAAUUGUGAUAACGAACUUCUUCCUGGCGAAACACCUGAACAGCGAGGAUGACAACCUGUUCGAUCAGCGAGGAAGUCCGGCCUACAUUUCACCCGAUGUGCUGGGCGGGAAACCGUACAAGGGUAAACCGUCCGACGUGUGGGCACUCGGGGUCAUUCUGUACACCAUUAUCUACGGGAAAUUUCCGUUUCUGGAUACCACCCCUUCGGCUUUGUUCAAAAAGAUUCGCCAAGCGGAUUACGUGAUUCCAAUUGACAUCAAAACCAGUUCGCUGACGAUUCAGCUGAUCAAAUCGAUGCUAACGUUGAACCCGAGCGAACGUUUCACUGCCACCGAAGUACGCCUCGAGCUCGAACGAACCAUCGCUAGCCUGCGCGGUCCGAGGAUCGAAAUCGAUCAGAUCGUUCCGGAGGUGGACGACUUCGAGCAGACGGCCGAAGAACGGAACAGCAAAAACACUCGCCAAAACGCCGAUGGCAAACCGACCUAUCCGAGUCACGAGUUGUCGCGGGAAUCGUUCACGCGACUGCUCGAAUCGGGCGUCCAUCGAAGGGAGAACGAGAGUUUCCUGCGACCGCGGUCGCUAGGAACACGAGUCGGUUCGAUGCGAAACAAUUCGACCAUCAUCCGUAGUUUCACUGCCGGAAACCAUCGCUUGCCCUUGUUCGGCAAUGCUUCCAGAGCAACGACCUCAACUCCAACCCCUAUUAGCAGAAAUCGUUCAACAAGUUCAAACGAAUCGUUCGUUGUCCGGUCUCCAAAUAGCAGGCCCGAACUGGUACAGGUCCGCCUGGCUCCAAUAAGUUCCCCAACCUAUGCUCAAAUGCUAGCCGAUAACCAACAAUUUCAACCACAAUUACCGCCGAGCACACUCCAACCUCCGCAGCGAUCCGUUCUAGUACAGGUGGACGCGCAAGCAUUGAAUCAAAUCAUCAACUUCCAGGAUUCGGGCCGACUUCCUUAUCCGCUUCUUCCGCCACAUCCGCCUUCACCACCGACCGCUGCAGCAACGGCACCGGUUGUCACUGCCCAACCAUCACCGGCAUCAUCAUCAGCACCAUCAUCAUCAUCACCAUCAUCGUCAACAUCAUUCCAAAGCCCAGGUAUUCAAAAUCUCUUCUCAGCGAUGAAUGACAUGUUUGCGCGGGGCCGUAUGCCGCCGCCGAGCCGGGACGAUUCACCGGACUUUCAGGGUGUCAUCACGCUGGAUAUGGCCAGCAAAAUCGUAACUUGGCUGCUCGCCAACUUCCGAAACCACGCGGUGAUUCGGGAAAUUUUCGGCAGCACUUCCGGUAAUAAGGUCAACAAUGUGCUCGAACUGCUGCGCCGGUUCGGCGUACAGAUGGAAUCCCGAAGCGGAAAUGCCGUCAUCAAGGUGGAGCAAACGCUCGAUAUCCUCAUGUUUAUGACCUAUUUGCUGCAGGUUGCCGGAAUGAAUAAUAAUUACUUUCUGAACUCGUACUGAUUGGGGCCUGGCAGCCGGUCGGUAGUGGUCGGUGUCGUUUGGCGAAGGAGUUCAGAACCAAGUCUAACAGUAAGCACGGUUCAAACGUAAAUAUUCGAUAUUCUCGAAGAGACAUGAAUAAUGCUUAGGGCAUUUUCCAGUGGAAAGAAUUUACUUUGAAAUAAAGAACAUUAAC